Molecule: messenger RNA, 1125 nt
Organism: Brassica oleracea var. oleracea
Lineage: Eukaryota; Viridiplantae; Streptophyta; Magnoliopsida; Brassicales; Brassicaceae
Exons: 2
Coding region: 1-1125 (374 amino acids)
Source: RefSeq, a predicted model, not a curated record
AUGAACACAUAUUCUGUGCAGUUAGCCUACUUAUUACCAGAGGCAAUGAUGCAACGGAUGGCUCCAGACACCCCUCCUAUUCAUGUUACAAGUGAUAGACAAGUUCGGAACUUGCUCGAGAUAGCUAAAAUGCAUGAAGUACGUCUUUGUGUAUCAAGCCUUAGCAAGAUGAUAGCUGUUUCAGAGGAAGCGGAAGAGGAUGAUGAAUGGGAUGAAGCUGAUGAAGGGAAUAAAGCUGAUGAAGUGGACGAAGAUGAUGAUGAUAUGGCUGAAGAUGAAAAUCAUGAUGGGGACGAGGAUGUUGAUAUCCCUGUUGUUGCUGAAGCGGUUGAUGAUGCUGAGGAUUACAAUUUCAAAGGGACUGGUAGUGAAGGAGGAAGAUCGUAUGGUAGCAAGAUCUAUGUCAACCAGAGUUUUGCUAGUAAGGAUGCAUUGGUUUCAGAGUUACGGUUGACAGCGGUGAGGCGUAAGUUCUUCUUCAGAAUAUACAAGUCAACGAAAACUCUCCUUGUGGCAACAUGUCGGGUUAAUGGUUGUGGAUGGGAGAUCAGAGCGAGUGUGAAACAUGGGACAAACACUUUUUGGGUAACCAAGUAUGUGGAAACUCAUACAUGUUAUGUGGGAGACAGAAUCGCCCAGCGGAAACACUGUACUCCGAAGUAUAUUGGUAGGCUUUUCAUAGAUCGUGUUGGAAUCAUUGAUGGGUUGAAUCCGCAACAUAUCAAAGAUGUCAUGAAGAACGUGUUUGGCAUGACACUUGAUUACACCACUUCAUACAGAGCAUUGUUAUAUGCGCAAGAAUUGGUGAGAGGAUCAGCGGCAGAUGGGUAUGAGCGUCUGCCUUCAUAUUUGGAGCAAAUCUCCUUAGCAAAUCUGGGUUCUAUCACUGGUCUGGAACUUGAUUCUCUAAAUAGAUUUAAGUAUCUAUUUCUCUCCUUUGGCUAUUCUAUCCGAGGUUUUCAGUAUCAGAGAAGGGUCAUUGUGGUGGAUGGGACUCACCUAAGUGGGAAGUAUGAAGGUGUUAUGUUUGUUGCAGCCGCACAAGAUGGUAAUUUUCAGAUAUUUUCAGAUCGCAAAAGCCAAUGGAAAUAUCUGAAAAUUACCAUUGGCUUUUGCGAUCUUUGA